Messenger RNA from Gryllus bimaculatus (two-spotted cricket), 2347 nucleotides. The record is from the annotation of a GenBank genome assembly. NCBI's taxonomy places the organism in Eukaryota, Metazoa, Arthropoda, Insecta, Orthoptera, Gryllidae.
CAAAUACGUUGAGGUUGCGUUCCGCACUAGCCGCGGCUCGGCAGUCAUCCGGUAGCCGCCGGUGGUGGAUGGUCGUUUUCUAGAGCUGUGUGCGUGUGUCACUGGACUGAGGGUGUCUGAGUUGAGAAGGCGAUUGUAAUGAGUAAGAGUUUUGGAGCGUUAUUGUUGUUGGUUGUGUGUGAAGCUGUUCGUGAUUCGUAUUUUGUGAGUGAUAUUGAAUGCAAUUGAUUCUACAACUUACUUUCUUCGAUAAGUGUUGUGCCAACUGGGACCUCCGUAUUGCCAUUAUACCUGUCUAUACCUCUUGCUCGAAGAUAGUAAAAAUCCAGAAUCAUGGAUGACCGAUCCAGAGACUCCCCUAAUUUAAAUCAAUGUGCAUUAGACUUUGCUGGACCAAGUGCCAAUGAAAUUGACUUGCUAUUGAAAUCGGAACAACUCUAUGGGGUUGAAGAUUAUCUCAGAGACCAGGCUAUUUUUUUUGCGGAGCCAGGCCUGCAAAUUUCACCAUUUGAUGAUUUGCCAGACAGUACGAGCCCCCAACAGAACCCAGCAAUGCCAUUUGUGCCUCCACCUAUAUCCACCAGUGCUCAUCCGUCCAUGGUAGACUACCCUGGACCCUAUCACUUCGAAGUUGAGGUGCCUAAGUGCGAAGUAAAGGUAAAAUGGGAGCAUUCCGUUACAUUAAAUAAACUGUUUGUUGCAAUGAAUACAAACAUUCCAUUCAAGAUUAAAGUAAACCCUGUGGAACCUGAAUUAUAUGUCAGAGUAUUGCCAAUAUAUUUGGCCCAAGAUUCAUUUGCUGAGGCUGUCAAACGCUGCCCCUCUCAUAUGUCGAACUUGGAGAGAUCCAACCAAGAUUUCCCACAUGUGGAACACAUCAUCAGGUGCCUCCAUAAUUCAGCUUCCUACCAGAAGAAUCUUCAAAGUGGAAGAUGCAGCGUAGUGGUACCUAUGGAGCCUCCCCAACCAGGCUCUGAUGGUUUUAUAGUCCAAUAUACUUUCAUGUGCAAGAAUAGCUGUGGACUGGGCAUGAACCGCCGGAGCACAGCUAUUAUUUUUACAUUAGAAAGACAAAAUGGUGAAGUUAUUGGGAGGAAGAUCAUAAAUCUGCGCAGCUGCAGCUCUCCACGAAGGGAUAGAAUUAAGGAAGAACAGGUUAAAAAUGUAGAUAAUGAGAUGCAUUGCUCGCAAAUUGUUGGAGGAAUGGAGGAUCAGAAAAUUCAGAUAGGGAAGAAAUGGUCCAGUGAGUCAUUUGAAGUUCGAACGCCAAAAAAAUAUUUAAAGAUUGUGAGAGAAAUGAUACUGAUGAAUAAAACACAUAAGGACUUAACAGUAGAAGAAAAUAAAUUUUUGGAAGAAGUGAAUAAACAUUUACACUAAAGAAGAUGGAAAUGGGCAUAAACGAAACCCGAUUUUUUCAUUACAUCAUUCUUUUUUAUAUUUUUAUUUUUGUAUUGCUUUUUUUUUAUUAAAAGGCUAUUGUAAUUCACAACAUUAUUAUUAAAAUAAAAUAUUUUCAUCAGACAAAAAAAUUGGUAUUGCUAAAAUCAAGAAAUUUAAUUUUAUGAUCGUAGCUUUGCAGAUUAAUGAUGAACAGCACAAAUGCUGCUGAACAAAAUCACACAAAAUGUUUUGUUAAAAGUGUCUUGCAUACUGCUGAUAAACAACAAUCUUUGCUAGGUACACUUUCUAAAAAUGUUACCUUUUUAAAAUCAAUUUUAUGUAGUUGUAUGAAGUACAAGUCACCACCUCUAGGAAUUGAUGGUCCUAGGGCCUCUUCAAAUGUGACUUUGCUGCUAUUGCAAUGUUAAAUUUUAUGAAUUUAAAGUUGAGCCUAAUUUCUGUGUAUUAGAGUACAUACAUUUUAUUGUCAUUACUGUUACAAAAUAUUUAAUAGUGGAUUUUAAUCUAAUAGAUAAUCCAAUUUUACACACAAAAGGAGAAGGGCAGAAGUGGUACCCAAACGUGGUGUGUGUUUAUGUGAAGCAAUAUACAUGUUUUUACUUUUUGCCUAUGUUUUUCGUAGUAAAAAGAAAGUAACAUAACACUGCAACGGAAAUUGGUGAUUGUUCUAUAGAAAGACGUCUUAUUGGACCCUGUGAACAACUUUAGUGCCUUAACCAUACUGACUAUUUCUCCAAAAUUGAUAAUCCCCAGGAGACAACUGUGAUUUCCUGCAAAAAUAAUAAUAAAAAAUGUUUUCAUAAAUGAAAUCUGUUCCAAGGCAUAUCAUGAAAUGAGGUCAUGUACAAUUUUUCAAAAAUGUUAGUAAUUUUGCAUGAAAUACAAGGAAUGUUUAAGUAUAUAUUUUGUAAAAGAAGUUUUGAAUUUUUUCUUUCAAUUAUUU